AUGGCGGACGAAAAAAUCAGCCCCAACGCCGGGGCGCCCGCCGCCGAUGCCAAGAUCGACUACUACGGCCCCAAGUUGGGGCGAAGGGGCGAUGCCGACCCGAUCGAGGACGAAAAGGCCCAAGACAGGAUCAUUAGCUACGCCAAGAUCGCCACAGAGAAGGAGCGCUCCAUGACCUUGAUGCAGGGCAUUCGCCUGUAUCCCAAGGCCAUCGCCUGGAGCAUGCUGAUCAGCGCCUGUAUCAUCAUGGAAGGAUACGACGUCUGCUUGAUCAAUAACUUCUAUGCCUUCCCGCAGUUCAAACGCAAGUACGGCGAGCAGCUGCCCAACGGCGAAUGGGAGAUUCCGGCUCAAUGGCAGGCUGGUCUGAGUAAUGGUGCCAACGUUGGAGAGCUGAUAGGCCUCCUGCUCAACGGCUGGUUCUCAGAAAGGUUUGGGUAUCGGUGGACCGUCAUUGGCUGCCUGGUUCUCAUCAUCGCCUGGACCGCCAUCUUCUUCACGGCGCAAAAUGUUCAGAUGCUUCUUGCCGCCGAGAUUCUGUGCGGUAUCCCAUGGGGUGUUUUUCAAACAUUGUGCAUCACAUAUGCCUCCGAGGUGUGCCCGGUAGCUAUGCGUGGCUACUUGACUACUUACGUCAACUUCUGCUGGGGCGCCGGUCAGGAGAUUGGUAUCGGAGUGUUGAUGUCGAUGCUGAAGCGAGACGACGAGUGGUCGUACCGAAUCCCAUACGCUCUGCAGUGGAUGUGGCCUGUGCCCCUGAUUGUCGGCAUUUACUUUGCCCCUGAGUCGCCUUGGUGGCUGGUGCGGCACAAUAAGAUUGACGAGGCCAAAAAAUCGCUGCUGCGGCUGACGAGCCUCAACAAGGAGACGGGUUUUGAUGCCGACGAGACCAUCGCCAUGAUGGUGCAUACCACGGCGCUGGAGGAGAGGACUACAGCUGGCGCGUCUUACCUCGACUGCUUCAGGGGGCAUGAUCUCCGCCGAACAGAGAUCGUCUGUAUGGUGUGGGCCAUCCAGAACCUCAGCGGCAACUCCUUCUCCAACUACUCGACAUACUUCCUGACCCAGGCCGGGCUUGACUCUACGGCCGCCUACGGAUUCGCACUGGGCCAGUAUGGCAUGAACAUGGUGGGCGUCUUUGGCGCCUGGUUCCUCAUGAGUCUGGGCAUCGGCCGACGCUCGCUAUACCUCUACGGGCUCUGCGUGCUCUGCACUAUGCUCAUGAUCCUCGGGUUUCUGGGCCUGGUCCCCGAGGCGAACCGGCGCGCCGGUUCCAUCGCAACCGGCUCAAUAAUGCUGUGCUGGUCGCUUACGUACCAGCUCACGGUCGGCACGGUCUGCUACUCGCUCGUCUCCGAGAUCUCGACCCGUCGCCUGCAGAUCAAGACGAUUGUGCUCGGCCGCUGCCUCUACAUUGUAGUGGGCAUUGUCGCCAGUGUCCUGACCCCUUACAUGCUGAACCCUGGCAACUGGAACUGGCGGAACUAUGCUGGUUUCUUCUGGGGAGCCGUAUGCUUCCUUUGCAUUGUCUACACAUAUUUCCGUGUCCCGGAGCCGUCGGGUCGCAGCUUUGCCGAACUCGACGUUCUCUUCGAGCGCGGCGUUAGUGCUAGGAAGUUUGCCACCACCGAGGUCGACGUGUUCGGCGAGCAGGUCGAGAAGAACUUGAUGGACAACUACCAAAAGCAGCUGGGUACUGCCUCCCACGUCGAGACCCCGGGUCGUGGAGUCUGA
This is a messenger RNA of Gaeumannomyces tritici R3-111a-1, 1734 nucleotides long. Its product is annotated as maltose permease MAL61. Gene Ontology annotation, cellular component: membrane. Lineage: Eukaryota; Fungi; Ascomycota; Sordariomycetes; Magnaporthales; Magnaporthaceae. Gene Ontology annotation, biological process: transmembrane transport; carbohydrate transport. The record is from RefSeq and is a predicted model, not a curated record. Gene Ontology annotation, molecular function: carbohydrate:proton symporter activity. The transcript has 10 exons. Bases 1 to 1734 code for a protein of 577 amino acids.